This is a messenger RNA of Oryzias melastigma (Indian medaka), 1450 nucleotides long. Its product is annotated as collagen alpha-1(XIX) chain. NCBI's taxonomy places the organism in Eukaryota, Metazoa, Chordata, Actinopteri, Beloniformes, Adrianichthyidae. The transcript is spliced from 8 exons. Bases 214 to 1086 code for a protein of 290 amino acids. The record is from RefSeq and is a predicted model, not a curated record.
GAGGGCCACUCCGUGCAACUAAUAAGGACCGCGACCGAGGAGGCGAUCCCACUGUGACUUUUAUUUCCAAGUCCCGGAAUCCGGAGCCGCGCGCACUGAUCCUUAUCACGCACGGAUUAUGUCUUUUUCUUUUGCAUUUUGAACUGUUUUUCUCCACAAAUGAAACUUUAUCAGCAACUGUUUUGAGGUGAGUGGCGAUCCCGCACCAGAGCCAUGGUUUCUUACUUCUUAAGAUGGACUGCUUUCAUCUGGAUUGCAACAUGUGUUUCUUGCACUUUGGAAAUGGCAGUGACUGAACGAGGAGAUGGAUCAUGUCCCCCUCUGAGUGUGGAGGACUACAGGUUUUCGGAUGUCCUGGAUCGUCCUCUGCAGAUCACAGGAUUUGAUCUCACAGAAAAAUUUCUGGAUCGUAAGGGAACCGUCCUGGAGGACAUGCCAUCCUUUCGAUUAGGAAACGCUCCACUUAUUAAGCCAACAAAACAAAUAUUUCCAAAUGGACUUCCGAGUGAGUAUUCCCUUGUUUCUGUGAUGCGGGUGAGAAGAACUACAAAAAAAGACCGCUGGUACUUUUGGCAGAUAUUUGACCAAUCGGGAAGCAGUCAGGUGUCUGUUGUGGUUGACGGUGGUAAGAAGGUGGUGGAGCUGUCCUUCCAGGACCUGCAGAAGAACACUCUCCGCUACACGUUUAAGAGCCGGGACUUGCACGCUCUCUUUGAUCGCCAGUGGCACAAGCUGGGCAUUUCGCUGCAGAGCAGCAUUGUCUCUAUUUAUGUGGACUGCAAGCUGACGGAGAGGAGAUUGAUUGAUGAGAGGAUCAGCAUGGACCCCAGCGGGCGCGCGCUCAUCACUACUCGAAUUGAGGACGGGCGACCUGUUGAUAUUGAAAUGAAGCAGAUUCUGCUGUACUGUGACCCCUAUAUGGCCGAAAUGGAAAACUGCUGUGAGCUGACAGAACCUAAGUGUGGAAUGAAGAGGUCGUUUAAUGGGACUUCCCCUCCCCCGGUUACAGCCCAGAUUCCCCUGAUGCUGUCUCAGCCGGCUUCACAGUCGAUGGACAGAUGUCCCUGUCCAGAUGAAAAGGUAUAAUCAAUUUCCCCCAACUAAAGUCCAUAAUUGAGUACCUGUAAUGGCCAUUGAAGCUGAACUGUACCAGAGCUGAUUUGACAGCCUCAUCUUCAACUCGUUCCUUUUUCCUGAGAAACAAAAAAAAAUCAAAACAACCCAAAAUGGACAUUCUCAAAACUGUAGUUUACUUCUGCAAGAACUUCACAAAUAAACAAAAUAGAGACUAAGGUAAAUAUUUAUUUUUGGUAACAUGAUGGGCCCCCAUUCAUCAGAACUUAGUGGAAGCUACAAAGUCUUCUUUAUCCCUCUAGAAAAUGCAACAUUCCAUUGUAUGGAUGUCAUAUCUAUUAUGACUUUUAUUAUACUGCAUACAUAUAUCAUUGAA